Messenger RNA from Cydia pomonella (codling moth), 1865 nucleotides. Its product is annotated as tyrosine-protein phosphatase non-receptor type 9-like. The transcript has a single exon. Gene Ontology annotation, molecular function: protein tyrosine phosphatase activity. Lineage: Eukaryota; Metazoa; Arthropoda; Insecta; Lepidoptera; Tortricidae. The record is from RefSeq and is a predicted model, not a curated record. Gene Ontology annotation, biological process: protein dephosphorylation. The coding region runs from base 201 to 1199 and encodes 332 amino acids.
UAUGGACGCUUCCUCAGGGCUUUGUUUGUUUACUUUACUAGGUUAUUGAUAAUUGAACUUGAACCAUACCACAAUGAAUGUUAAAGUUCUAUUAUUGGAAUUACGCGUCACAGUUUCCUCAUAUAAGUCAUGUUAAGUGAAUAAACAUCAUUAUUUCUUGCUGGAGCAGUCUCGAAGAAACACCUUCAAAUUACCACGAUAUGUGUUCUCAUACAUAUUCUCACGAGCUUAAAUACCAAGACUUUUUAGAACUUGUCAAGAAAAGUGACUUUGAGAAAACAGUUCAGCAAGAGCACGAGGAAAUUCUUCGCAAGAAAGUGGAUGGAAAGUUUACAGAAGCUAGGAAGAAAGAAAACUUACCUCUCAACAGGUAUGGGUACCUUCCCUGUUUUGACCACUCGAGAGUUGUCCUUCCAGUUGAAAAAAAACGAAGUGACUUCUUCAACGGCAAUUAUGUUGACGGCUUUGACCAGACCAACAAAUUCAUAUUGACGCAAGCUCCUUUGCUGCAUACAAUGUAUGACUUUUGGCGCACGAUAUGGAUGCAUCACUGUCGGAUAAUUGUGAUGCUCUGUGAGAAGACAAUCUUCAAUCGGAACGAUAAGUACGAUGCAUACUGGUGUUAUCAAGAAGGAUAUCUCAAGUGCAUGAAAUUCAAAAUUACAACUACGAAGGUUGAAGUACAAUCAAAUUAUGUUAAGACAACAUUAGAGGUGACAGAUGGAACCAAGGCUACGCAAGAAGUCUUGCACUUUGUUUUCACCACGUGGCCUGAUUCUAAAUUACCAGUCAGUGCUGAGGACUUCUUGGAUUUUAUUUUAACUGUGAGACGUAAUUAUGAUGAAAUCAAGGCACAAUUAACUCAAAAACCAUGCAAGUUCCCUGAUCCUCCAAUAGUAGUCCAUUCUAAGAGAGGUAUUGGUAGGUCAAGUACUUUCUGUGCUUUAUUUAUUGAAAUAUCUCGAUUUAAUAAGACUCGAAUGGUUUCUUUAGCGUCUACAGUAUCUCAGAUACGCACAGAAAGAUAUAAUGCUCUCUCUAACUUUAGUUAUUACUUUUUCUGUUACCAAGUCUUAGCAUGUUAUGUUAGUAUCGUUGGACAAGGAAGGAAUAAAUUACGGGGACUAAUUGUUUUUUAUCGUUUACCUUUAUUUAAAAAAUGGGCUGUUCCAAAUUUUUUUACGUUGUACAAUAGUUAACCAUGAGAGUAAACAAUCAAUUAAUAUGUAAGAGUAUGAAGUAUAUAAUUUUAAGCUUAUAGGUAACUGGAGUGUGAGAUACGUUUUAAAUUGUAUACUUAUUUCAUAAGCAGUCACAUUAUAAAUUAAAUUGUACAUAUAUCAUACAUGUAUUAUUUCAUUAACAAGGAAAACCAAGUUGGUAUUCCCACGAAAAACCCAAUAUCCUUAUCACUCUUUUAACGAGACGUAAAGUCAAAAUAGCUAUCAAAUAGUGCAAAACAACUGCGCGUUCAAGAUUCUAUAUUACACAACUAUAGCUUAUGAGCUGCCUAUAUUAUCUGGAUUAACUUACAUAACUAUUUUAAACUUUUUCCUUCCACUAAUAAGAUGUGUUCCAAAAUUUUGUAAGACAACGCAUACUGUUCUGAUAGAAUAACACUAGAAUGUAUUUGACUUCUGAUUUUCACCACUGUGCGAGGAAGUGAAACUUUUUUUUUUUUAAAUAACUCUAUUACUGCGCUAUCUAUAACACAGAAGGUUUCCAUCCAACCUGUGCCUGAAGGAGAAUGAACCACAAUGGGUCCAGGCAUUAAGAAAUCAUUUUCAGGGUAUUCAAUUAGCAUGUACUGUUUCCGGUGAACUGCUCUUCGGAAAUUCAAAAAUUCUUUCAAGUCUGUGGAAGAG